Molecule: messenger RNA, 358 nt
Organism: Nasonia vitripennis (jewel wasp)
Lineage: Eukaryota; Metazoa; Arthropoda; Insecta; Hymenoptera; Pteromalidae
Exons: 1
Coding region: 30-302 (90 amino acids)
Source: RefSeq, a predicted model, not a curated record
AAUCAAUUGUAAAUAUUAGUUAAUUCAAUAUGGUUUUCCGUUUUAUUCUUCAAUACUUUGCUAAUACUAGUAGUGAGAAAUUAAUUAGUAAGAUGGCUGAUUCAAAGCCUCUAAGACAAGCAGCUAGAAUGGUGGUUUACGUUUUAAAUCGAACUAGCUCACUUAGUGGUUCACACACUUUACCUUCGAAUACGAAAGAAUUUGGUUCUCAAGUUGUUGGUGCUGCAAAAAAAUUAUCAGAAGAUCUUCUAAGGAAACAGAAACUGGCACAGGAAGAAGCCAAGAGGCAACAACGGAAAUAGUAAUAAUUAAAUAAAAGUAAAAGAAAAGAUAAUAAAAGAAAAAGUUAUACAAAAAA